Molecule: messenger RNA, 633 nt
Organism: Eucalyptus grandis
Lineage: Eukaryota; Viridiplantae; Streptophyta; Magnoliopsida; Myrtales; Myrtaceae
Product: 1-aminocyclopropane-1-carboxylate oxidase homolog 8-like
Exons: 3
Coding region: 1-633 (210 amino acids)
Source: RefSeq, a predicted model, not a curated record
AUGAUCGGUGUCACCAACGCCAAUGAACAACAAGCCCUCAACAGAGCCCAAGGGGUCCGGCAAUUUGAAGACUCCAACCUCGGAGUCAAAGGCCUCCUCGAGUCGGGCCUCUCCACCCUCCCUCCCAUGUUCAUCCACCCGCCCGACCUUCUAUUCAGCCUCAAGCCUGUUGUUGGGCUCAAGACCGAUUCAAUCCCCAUCAUUGAUCUCUCCGGCUCCAACUCCAACCACGACCCUCAGUCAUCGAGGAAGUUGCACGUGCUGCUCCCAGCGGAGGUGAAGGCUAGGAUCUAUCGAAGGGAAUCUGAGACUGGGGUCGCCUUCUUCGCCUCCUGCAUGGACUUGCUUCACUCCAACACGGCUUGCUGGAGCUGGGACUCCUGCCGCCGGCCCUCCAUCAUUGAAGAAGUGGGAUGCGUGUCUCGCGAGCUCGGCUUCUUUCAAGUAGUCAACCACGGUGUGCCAACGGAGGUUAUGGACCACACGAUCACGGCCGUGAAGGCCUUCAACGAGCAACCGGUGGAGGCGAAGGCAAGGAUAUACAGGAGGGAGAGCGGGAGGGAGACGGACACGGGCGUCGCGUACUUCUCCAACGUUGACUUGUUUCAUUCCAAAGCGGCUAGCUGGAGGUAA